Molecule: messenger RNA, 792 nt
Organism: Penicillium pulvis
Lineage: Eukaryota; Fungi; Ascomycota; Eurotiomycetes; Eurotiales; Aspergillaceae
Product: DUF846 domain-containing protein
Exons: 4
Coding region: 92-658 (188 amino acids)
Biological process (GO): vesicle-mediated transport; protein secretion
Cellular component (GO): Golgi membrane
Source: RefSeq, a predicted model, not a curated record
AUCCGAACUGCAACUGCCACUGCGACAGCAGCGAUUCGUGAAACCACCAUAUUUUCGAGGCAUCAGAACCUACGGUUCUCGGUCGCUCAUCAUGGAUCAAGGAGCUCAAGGAGAGCUGAACUGGCGUCUAAGCUCCCACCCGAUCACACUACUUGUCUUCUUGGGUAUCCGCAUUGGUGCCCUGAUGAUGUAUCUCUUCGGCCUUCUGUUCAUCGAAAACUUCGUACUCGUCUUCAUCCUGACACUCCUCCUUCUCUCGGCCGACUUCUACUACCUGAAAAACAUUGCUGGGCGGCGACUAGUUGGACUACGGUGGUGGAACGAGGUUAACACAACCUCCGGUGACUCGCACUGGGUCUUCGAAUCCUCCGACCCCAAUGUUCGCACAAUCACAGCUACGGACAAACGGUUCUUCUGGUUGAGUUUGUAUGUGACACCGGCUCUGUGGGUGGGUUUGGCUAUUCUGGCGAUUGUGAGACUAGUUAGCGUGAUCUGGCUCAGUCUAGUUGCCAUUGCCCUCAUUCUGACUAUUACAAACACCGUGGCCUUCUCUCGAUGUGAUAAGUUCAGCCAGGCUUCGACUUUCGCGAACAGCGCUCUUGGAGGUGGCAUUGUGAACAAUUUGGCUAGUGGCCUGCUGGGCAGGUUCUUCCGGUGAUUUGAUGCAAUCAUCAGAUUUGCACAAUAUUCAUCUGCUAGAAAAUAGUGAUGACCCUUUUAUCAAGACUUCUACUCCAUGUAUGCUUAAAGUGUUUUCAUACAGCAAUCAAUUUGGAUGUGUUAUACCAAAGC